CCCCGCUCUCCUCUGGAGCGGAGCUGACAGGCGCUCUCAGCUGGCCGCUCCGUGCCAGGGCUGCAGGGGACCGAAUGGAGACAGUGACAUCCACCCGAGCGCUCUUCGCUUUUACGCAGAAUUGACAACGAAAACAUCCGCAAGAACAUGUAGUCUUCACCGCAGUGACAGCUAAAAGCAACAGUAGAAUUAAAAUCUCGAGGUGCGUUUGUUUUUUUUUCUCUCUUUCUUCUCCGCGUUGUGUCAAACCGUUCACAGUCGAUUAGCGCCUUAAAGAAAAGUGAAAUCGAUUCUCCGCCCGCUAAUCGACGGGAUCCCCGAAUGGAAGACGGCUGAGGGAAGGUCGCCUCGCCAAGACAAGGCUGUAACAUUGUUCACUGUCGCUGUGUUUACCACGAUCCGAAACAUCAUUGGCAGCCUCGAAGGCUGCAAACGACGCCGUCUUUACCAUGGCAUUUGGCGUGAGAGAGACAGGAAACCCCUCAGAUUGAGAAGCGCCUCGGAUUCGUCAUUAUUGCGGAUUUAAAUGCCUCUCUCCAAGGGCCACCGACCCGCUAUUUUGGUCCGGUUCGCGUGUGCGGUGUCUCACGCUGUCACUAAUAAACAAUUCAUAGACUGCUAAAAAAAUAAAUAAAAUACAGACUCCAUCGGGUGGGUGAACACAAUCUACAGUCAAGAGGGUUUUUUUUUUUUUCAAGCAAUAUGGCUGGUGAGUGGGGCUGGGGACGCUGGCACAGGCUCUCCAAGGCUCCUAAAUGCUAGCUGAGGCAGAUGGCACCGUUCCCCAUGGAAGCGACAGCUCUAUGAGGACAAGCAAUAUCAAUAAUAAUAUAAAUCCGGACUCUUCAAUCUUAAUAUCCAAGAUGGAAGACGUUGUCAUCCCGUUCUCGUCUGAGGUGCCCUGCGACAAUAAUGGACAGCGCAUGUGGUGGGCAUUCCUCGCCUCAUCCAUGGUGACGUUUUUUGGGGGUCUCUUCAUCAUCCUGCUAUGGAGAACCCUCAAAUAUCUGUGGACUGUUUGCUGCCAUUGCAACAUCAAAAGCAAGGAGGCUCAGAAGGUGAACAACCCCGCCAACAAUCAGGCAGCAGACAGACCAAAGGGUGCUGAUGAGAAGACGGAAGAGGUCCCAGCCAGCGAGGUGGGAUGGAUGACUUCAGUCAAAGACUGGGCCGGUGUGAUGAUCUCCGCUCAGACACUCACUGGCAGAGUCCUGGUGGUGUUGGUCUUUGCACUCAGCAUCGGGGCCCUCGGAAUAUACUUUAUAGACUCCUCAGAUCCUAUAGAAUCCUGCCAGAACUUCUACAAAGACUUCACGUUACAGAUCGAUAUGGCCUUCAACGUCUUCUUUCUUCUUUAUUUUGGCCUGCGGUUUAUAGCAGCCAAUGAUAAGCUGUGGUUCUGGCUGGAGGUCAACUCAGUGGUCGACUUCUUCACUGUUCCUCCUGUGUUUGUCUCUGUCUACUUAAACAGAAGCUGGCUUGGUUUAAGAUUCCUAAGAGCACUAAGAUUGAUACAGUUUUCAGAAAUCUUACAGUUUUUGAAUAUCUUGAAAACAAGCAAUUCCAUCAAGCUGGUGAACCUGUGUUCCAUCUUCAUAAGUACAUGGCUCACAGCUGCUGGGUUCAUACAUUUGGUGGAAAACUCAGGGGAUCCUUGGGAAAACUUCCAGAAUUCCCAGUCACUUUCCUAUUGGGAAUGUGUCUAUUUGCUGAUGGUUACAAUGUCUACAGUGGGCUACGGGGAUGUCUAUGCAAAAACCACCUUGGGGCGCCUGUUUAUGGUCUUCUUCAUCCUCGGUGGUUUGGCCAUGUUUGCCAGCUACGUCCCUGAAAUCAUAGAGUUAAUAGGAAACCGCAAGAAAUAUGGUGGUUCCUAUAGUGCGGUUAAUGGGAGAAAGCAUAUUGUGGUCUGUGGUCAUAUUACCCUCGAAAGUGUCUCCAACUUCCUCAAAGACUUCCUACACAAGGACAGGGAUGAUGUCAAUGUAGAAAUUGUUUUUCUCCAUAAUAUUUCCCCUAAUCUUGAGCUGGAAGCCUUGUUCAAACGUCACUUUACCCAAGUAGAGUUCUACCAGGGAUCUGUUCUCAACCCUCACGAUCUGGCCAGAGUGAAGAUCGAGUCAGCAGAUGCCUGCCUUAUCCUAGCCAACAAAUAUUGUGCAGAUCCUGAUGCUGAAGACGCCUCCAACAUCAUGAGGGUUAUUUCGAUCAAGAAUUACCAUCCUAAGAUCAGAAUAAUUACACAAAUGCUACAAUAUCACAAUAAGGCCCAUCUGCUGAACAUUCCAAGCUGGAACUGGAAGGAGGGUGACGAUGCUAUCUGCCUGGCGGAGCUGAAAGCAGGCUUCAUUGCCCAGAGCUGUCUGGCCCAGGGCCUGUCCACCAUGCUAGCCAACCUCUUCUCCAUGCGAUCCUUCAUUGAGAUUGAGGAGGACACGUGGCAGAAGUAUUACCUAGAAGGAGUGGCUAAUGAGAUGUACACAGAGUAUUUGUCCAGUGCCUUUGUGGGCCUCUCCUUCCCCACUGUCUGUGAGCUGUGUUACGUGAAGCUGAAGCUGUUGCUUAUUGCCAUCGAAUACAAGUCUGAGCAGAGAGAGAGCAGAAGCCGAAAGCGCAUUCUCAUCAACCCGGGCAACCAUGUCAAGAUGCAGGAGGGAACACUGGGAUUCUUUAUCGCCAGUGAUGCCAAAGAAGUAAAGAGAGCAUUUUUCUACUGCAAAGCUUGUCAUGACGACAUCACAGACCCUAAGCGGAUCAAGAAGUGUGGCUGCAAACGACUGAUUUAUUUAAUGGAUGAAGUUAGACCGUCUUUUCAAAACCGAUCAGUUAAAACCACCGGCCUGACCUCCACCUCCAUCACCUCAAAUGCGUUCCUUCCCAGCACCCUGCACCCCAACCAGGACCCCCUGGUCAAGCCAGGCACAAUCAACAUCCCCCUUGUUAAUAACCGUAAAGGAAGUCUGCUCCCCAUGGGGCUGGGGCCUGGGGCUGACCCUUCGAAACUGCGCCUCAGUAUCUCAGGUCCAGGAGACGUGGUGGCCAGAUCCCUGGCUGAGAGUCGGCUGAACCGGGCCCGCAGUCUGCCGGUGAAAUACCGCUACCACUCCAGUAAUGCCAUGCUGCUCAGUCACAGUAGGCACUUCGAAGACGAGCAUCCAUCAACUCUCUCGCCCAAAAAAAAGCAACGCAACGGAGGGAUGCGAAACUCACCCAACUGCUCGCCCAAAAUGAUGAGUCGACACGAUCCCCUUCUAAUUCCUGGAAAUGAGCAAAUCGAGAACAUGGACAUGAACGUGAAGAGGUAUGACUCGACAGGGAUGUUUCACUGGUGCCCAUCAAAGGAGAUCGAAAAAGUAAUCCUGACUCGGAGUGAAGCCUCCAUGACAGUGCUGAGCGGCCAUGUGGUGGUCUGUAUAUUUGGGGAUGUCACGUCCGCUUUAGUGGGGCUGCGAAACUUGGUGAUGCCUUUAAGAGCCAGCAACUUCCAUUACCACGAGCUAAAGCCUAUAGUUUUUGUGGGCUCGCUGGAUUACCUGCGGAGAGAGUGGGAAACUCUACACAACUUCCCCAAGGUCUCCAUCUUACCUGGUACACCAUUAAGUCGGGCAGAUUUAAGGGCUGUCAACAUCAACCUCUGCGACAUGUGCGUAAUACUGUCAGCCAAUCAGAACAAUAUCGAAGAUGCCUCACUGCAGGAUAAGGAAUGCAUCUUGGCAUCACUCAACAUCAAAUCUAUGCAGUUUGAUGACAGCAUUGGGGUCUUACAGGCUAAUUCCCAAGGUUUCACGCCCCCUGGAAUGGACAGGUCAUCUCCAGACAGCAGUCCAGUACAUGGCUUUGUGCGUCAGGCUUCCGUCACCACCGGAUCCAACAUCCCCAUCAUCACAGAACUAGCUAAACCUGGCAAACUGCUGCCAUUGGUUUCACUCAGUCAGGAAAAAAAAAGUGGAACCAACAUACAAAUGAUAACAGAGCUGGUGAACGACUCAAACGUUCAGUUCCUGGACCAAGAUGACGAUGACGACCCAGACACAGAGCUGUACCUCACUCAGCCCUUCGCCUGCGGCACCGCCUUCGCUGUCAGUGUACUCGACUCCCUGAUGAGUGCGACAUACUUUAAUGAUAACAUCCUCACGCUGAUUCGGACCCUGGUCACAGGAGGAGCCACACCAGAGCUGGAGGGCCUGCUGGCUGAGGAGAAUGCUCUCAGAGGAGGCUACAGCACACCGCAGACACUGGCCAACAGAGACAGGUGUCGCGUUGCCCAACUAGCGCUCUACGACGGGCCAUUUGCCGACUUGGGGGAUGGUGGCUGCUACGGGGAUUUAUUCUGCAAAGCACUGAAGACGUACAACAUGCUGUGUUUUGGAAUCUACAGAUUAAGAGAUGCUCAUCUCAAUGCACCAAGCCCGUGUACAAAACGGUAUGUGAUCACGAACCCACCAUAUGAGUUUGAGCUCGUGCCCACAGACCUGAUCUUCUGCCUCAUGCAGUUUGACCACAACGCAGGCCAGUCCCGGACAAGCUUGUCCCACUCUUCCCACUCCUCCCAUUCCUCCAGCAAAAAGAGCUCCUCCGUCCACUCCAUCCCGCCCUCCAACCGGCAGAACCGCAGCAGUAAGACCCGGGAGGCCCGCGACAAACAGAAUGCAACAAGGAUGAAUAGAAUGGGCCAAGAAAAGAAAUGGUUUACAGAUGAACCAGAAAAUGCCUACCCACGGAACAUUCAGAUCAAGCCCAUGAGCACCCACAUGGCCAACCAAGUCAACCAAUACAAAUCCACUAGUAGUCUGAUUCCACCAAUCAGAGAAGUUGAAGAUGAAUGCUGAACACAGGGUUUUCUUGCUGACUCACCAGACAUCUGUACGCUCUUUUCAAAGGAGAUGGGAAGAGAUCAUCCAAGAAGGAAUAAUGAUGAUGAUGAUGAUGAUAAUGAUGAUGACAGGGAUGUUGAAGACUUCACACAUUUCUCUUCACUCAUUCUUCUAAUCAAGGGUUGGACAGGAACCCAAACUGGAAGGGACCUCCUAUGUGUAUACCUUUAAUGUUACUUCCAUGCUCUUGGACAUUGUUUUAUUUAUUAAUGUAUCCAUAGUGAUGUACAUAAUGACAAUCAAAUAAGGAUUGUACAGCCCCUUCCCCUAGCACUUUUUGGAAUUAUUUUAAGAGUUGACAAAAAAAAAAAGAGUACUUCCUGUAAUUCUUUGCAAUAGUUCACCUCUUUGUGUGACCAGACUCCAUGGCUAAGGUGGCUGGUUAUCUGAGGAUGAGGGUUGCAGCGAUAAACUGAUCAUAUCAUCUCCCAAAGAUCCACCCAGAUGCGUCACAUCAAACCAGCUGGGCUCGUCGACUUCAUAUCUCCUGUCUGCUUCUGUUCUAUUUGCACUAAAACUGAACAAGUUUCUUUUGACAGAACAACUGGAACCAUCAGAUUCCCCCUCAAUAAAACUUCACUGAGGAGAUGAAGGAAGGAGGGAAGGGAGAGAGGGCUUCUUGGCUUUCGGAGGCAUACUAAUCUUGUUCUUAGGUUGUUAUACAUCAUGUCAUUGCUUAAGGUUUGCCACUUCACCGUUGACUCGUCAUGAUGAGUGAGAGCAGUCCAGUCCUGCAGAACAAAAUCAUCUUGCAAAGCAGUAGUCUAAAAACUCAGAGAAUGGUUGCAGUGUUGGUGUUUGCUGGCUGAAAGAGAACCCUAUACCUACAUGUCUUCUGCUGAUACGUCAGAUCAUAAAGCCUGUGACUCUGUUUUAAGCUCCUAUCGCAUGUUAUGUGCCUGAGCCCCUCGAUAACAGAUACAGAGUGGUUGAUCAACCUGAAUACAUGAGAAGGAUGUAAAAAAACAACCGACCCUGUCCUCCAUGCGUUCAGGAGCAUUUACGUUAUGUACAAGCUGUGUGUGUGUGUGUGUGUGUGCGUGUGUGUGCGUGCAUCGCAGCCACUUGUCCUUCUGGUGUUGCGCUGAUCAGUGUUGUCAGCUCCUCCAUCGGCUUGUAUGUGAUGGUGCACCUUUAAAGAAACAGCAUGUGGGAUCUUUGCUCUAAAAAUAAAAGUCAUGCUAGAAAAGAACAGUAGAAGAGUCUAGAGGGUUUGGAUCUACUAACUAAAAAAUAUUAUGUUGCAUCAAAAAACAAACCCACCCAACUAUGAUUGAGCUAUCACAAACAGCAGAUGCGUGCCCGCCGUUGACACUUUGCCGUAAUAUCUGCGGCAGAAUUGGGAUCACAAAGAAGAGUGGUGCAUUUUCUGAAUGUUUUGUCUGUUACAAAAAAGUUAAUGUCUGAAGAAAGAAAUGCCACAUAUCGCAUAAAAGUGGGCAUAAAUGGGUCCUCCUUUGAUCAGAGCAACUGCCUGGCACAGGGUUGGCACAGAGGCAGUAAAGAGCUUGGAUGUUCUCUGUUGCCAAUCCAGAUGUCACACGCCCCAAAACUCUCAGGAGUUAAGCUGCUGUUUCGGUCCUCUAACACGGGGAAAUGCUCAAACAUAGUUGGGUGGAAAUGCAACACUGCCACAGACUGCUAAUAAGGACACAGGAGAGGAACCUGUGCUCUUUAUGCUAGCCUGUGUGCGAGAUGAGCGUGCACAUGUUUAGGCACUGACUAGAUCCAAAUCCAGCUGUGAUACUGAUCGAGGAUUGAGGUGGUAGCCUUGUACUACUAAUACAUAAACUUCAUACAAAUAUGUAGUUGGCUUUAUACAUUUCAACAUAAUUAUUUUGUAUCCAUAAACAUAAACAAUUUGUACUUAUUUUUCCAGAACCAAGUGUAAAGUACUAGCAGAGAUGAAAAGACUCAAAUAAUAUCUUUAAUUACAACUACAUAUCAAAGGAAUUUGUGUUGGACUAUAUCACCCUUUAUUUCACAUCGUACUAAAAACAAAAGAUUAUUUUUUUAUCCCCCUCUUUAACAAACUGCAUCACUCUGGAGCCAAUAAAGCUUAGACUAGCUUGCAUUGUGAAACCACCAUCUUCAGCCUGGCAGCUCAGCUCUGUUGAGUGCUUGUAGAAAUAAAUUAAGGGUCAUCUGAAGCCUCUUUUAGUUGCACAGAUGAGCCAUGUCUACUGAAUAAUGUGUGUACCACUAAGCAUGCCUAGCUGCGAACAUGCAGACGGAGAGAUAGGUGUAAAGGAAUUAUAUAUUUGGGGGGUAAAUGUUGUAUUUAAAUGGAGAGCAGAUCAGAGUGACGAUAAUAAUGAGAAGAUCACAGAUUCGCUCCCUCUGUGUGCAGGCCAGUACUGAAUGACCUUCAUUAGAUGUGUUUGACCUAAAUUAGGUCCCUAGUAUGGAGGAAGAGGGUGUACACUACAGCACAGUGUGCUGGUGUUUUCCACAAAAUAUGAUUUCAAAUAUGACAGGGAGACCUCUUAUAGGUUGUAAAGGAAAAGUAAUCCUAAAGAAAAAAAGAAAAGAAAAUUGAAAUAUGGAAAAGAACACAAUAUUGUGCUAAAUAUGUUAGUGUAAAUUCAACCCAUUAUAUAGACCACCUUUUUUUUUUUCAAACAAAAUGAUCUGAGCUUCAAUGUCCGUCUAUUGGGUGUGGUGCAACUAUACUGAAGCCUCAUACACAUUGUCCUGAAGUGAACUUUUGAACUGUGAUUACAUCGUUGUCACACUUUGUAGCAAAUAGAUUUCUUUUCAGAAAAUAUGUAAAAUGUAUGUAUAAUUGGGUUGUUAACAGCAAACUUGCUAGCCUGAACAAUAAGGAAAUAUUAAUAUUUGAUAAUGGCAAUGACUCAUUAUUCAUGGAAUCGACAAACUGAUUGUUAUGUUGAAAAAAAGACAAUUGCGUAUCUUGAAAAUGAAAAAAUCCUGGAUUUUUGGAGGAAUGUGGAGACCAUUAAUUAAAAGUCAGGAAGAAUUUGAUCUGGUUUAUUAGCCAUCCCAAAGAUGGAAGGUAGCACCAAUUCAGCAAAGGUUAUCAAAAGAGAGAACAUCCUUAAUUUUCCUGUUUUUAUUACUUUGUGUUAUUACGGGGUUUACAUUCCAUUUUGUCAGCUUGUCAUCUGUCACAAUCUGCCACAACUGCUUCUUAUUUGUUUACAGAGUAUUUUUUGAGGUACUUAAACAUAGCAUUGUUCAGAACUAAAACGGUACAUGCUGCAAACUGGCAUUAACAUAAACUCACAAAGUAAUGCACCAUUUGUUUUCAUGACACUUGAUUACUGUGCUUUUUCUACCUGAACCCUCAUUGUACAACUCAUUAAGGCUGGAAUUAUUUACAACACUGGACUGAAAUGUCUCUCCUUUCUACACCUUGUCAUAUGUCUCUAUUAGAUGUUUUAGGUCUUUGCAUUGUAUACCUCUAAAGUUUUUAGAGUGUUUUUGAAGUGCCAUGAAGAGUUUAUUUGAGCAAGCAUCCUUCAGUCAUUCAGGGACACAAGCUCCUUUUGUGGGAGCUGAGUCCAAGUGUUUUUCCACUGUGAGAACGGUGUCUUGUACUGACAUGGAGAACAUCCAAGCCAUCAAUGCCUCCAUGCCAGUAUAGUGCCAGGUAGUGCAGUAGGUCAAGAGGAGGGCCCAUAUUAAGUCCCACUAUAGCGACAAGUGGCAUUCAGGAGGGUGAAGGAGCUUCAGACUGCACAUACAGUCUCUGCUGUGUGCUUGGUUCCAGGUUAUCAGGUUGUGUCAUGUAGUGUAGUUAGAUAUGGAUGACUGAAAGAUGCACAUAGAGGCAAAAGCCUGUAACAUCAGAUGUGUUGUUGUCUACUGAACAAAUCAAAGACUAUGAUGCGUCAUACGUUACUGUUACGGUAUGUUGCAUUAUUUUUGUUAUUCUAUUUUUUGCUGUAAAGGAUGGAUAUAAUAACUUAUUUGGGAAUUGUACUAGAUAUAAUAGAACAUAUAAUACUUAUGGGGAUGGGAGGCGGGUCUCAAGUCUUAAUAAUACAUUAAAAUUGCAUUCAGCAAUUUUUAUGUUUUUUUUUUAAGAAACGUUGCAAUUUUUGUUAUUUCUUUUGGCUGCCUAUCAGUUCAGGAAGAAUUCAGGACAUUGCUCUUGCGUAUCACAGAUAAGAUUUGUUGGCACAUCGUCAUUUCAGCAAACAGGAGUUUGACAUAGCAGUCUAAUUAGUUUGGAUGUGUUCUAGAUAUGAUGGAUAAAUUGAUUAUUUGAUGGUGCUGAGUUGAUCUACCUGACUCUGUCAAAUAUAAUCUGCUGAUAAAUAUACUGUCUUGUACAAAAAGUUUGUACAUAGAUUGUACAUGGUUUCUUUUUGUAUUUUCUCAAAUUAAAAUGGAUGUAUUUGUGUUCUAAACCAAA
Messenger RNA from Dicentrarchus labrax (European seabass), 9255 nucleotides. It is a transcript of the gene kcnma1a, whose product is annotated as potassium large conductance calcium-activated channel, subfamily M, alpha member 1a. Gene Ontology annotation, cellular component: postsynaptic membrane. Gene Ontology annotation, molecular function: large conductance calcium-activated potassium channel activity. The record is from RefSeq and is a predicted model, not a curated record. The transcript has 33 exons. Lineage: Eukaryota; Metazoa; Chordata; Actinopteri; Moronidae. The coding region runs from base 756 to 4829 and encodes 1357 amino acids. Gene Ontology annotation, biological process: potassium ion transport; transmembrane transport.